UUGACGAGGUAUAGCUUAAAGAGGAUAUGUAAAAAAUCUAUUUAAAAUUGUUUACAUAUUAUUAACACGCUCUUUACCGGCUUUACUCUUACAAGCAAUAAUAAAAAUAUUUGUAUUGUAUUUUAAAUGUUUAUAUUUUGGUUUUUGAUGAUUUAGUAUACUCUCAAAAAAAAUAUUGGGAACACCUCUGACAAUAAUAUUAUAUAAAUAAUCCGAUCUGAUAUUAUCGUACGUUUUAAUAUUGUCGUAGAAUAAAACCUCGGCGAAUUUUAUUCGACCAAUCAGAGAACAGCUACGGUCGUGUAGCAACGUACAGUUUUUUAAUACGCUUUCCGCGGCGUCGGUACACUAUACGAAAAAAAACAGUGCCAGCUGGGCGGCGCCGGUAGUCUCUAUCCCGGGUACUAGUCGGCGGGGUCGCCGCUUAAGGCUAGGUUCACACGGACGCGUUUGAUUUUCAUUCACACGGACGCCCGUCAAGUGCGGAAUUUCGGCCGUACACCAUCUAAAAUCCGACCUAGUCUGUAUUGUUACAGUAUUGUAUUGUUAUAGUAUUGUAUUGUUCAACGAGAACGGAAGUGACAGACGACGUGUGUUUGUGUGCGGGCCACACGUCGAAGAAUGCGAAGACGAAGAAAACGAGAAAAAAAAAAGAAAAUAUCGGUUGAUAAUAUUACACGAAAGCAAUCGUACGGCCACAAAACGUAGUUUGCCAGUAUACUAUCAUAGUAUAUUGUUAUAUUAAAUACUUUAAAAACGUUAAAAAUGCCACCUCCGAAAAACGCAGCCCUAGGCGUGAGGAGCCUACUACCCCCCCGAGCCGUGCCGGUCGGGCGUCACCACCACCGCGUUUUUGGACUUAAACCGAACGGUCCGAUGACGUUCGACGGUAUUUAAUCUCGCGACGCCACGCGCGCAAAUGGAAUCUCGCGACGUCGACGCGCGUCCCUGUGAAACGGGCCUAAUGGGUCAUACAAGCCAACGGACGCCGCCGCCGCCCACGCGCGAACUACGGGCGGGCAUGAUCCGCGGGUCGCGGGUGUACGGUCUCGACUCGUACCCGGCCCAGAGGCUACGGCAGCCGCCGACUUGUUCCCGCCUCCGUUCGGACGAUUUCUCUUCUCUCGCGCACGCGCAACGCGUACGGCACACGAGCCGCACAAACUCGCCGGCCGACGCUGCGCAAACUCGAACGCGAACGCGCUCACACGGACGCAAACUCGCGCACGCGCGGUCCCGUCGUCGUGCGGGUGCUCCGCCCCCACCACCCACCGCCGCCCCCGUCGGCCGUCCCGGACGUCGCUAUCCCCACCGCGGCCCGAGAGCCGGUCGGACGGGUCGGACGCCGUCCGACUGUCCGAGUUCAUUUGCGAUUCGUCCGCCGACGCCGUUCGCCGUGCCUCGAAACCAUCCGCCUCGUGUUUCCCGUGCGUGUAGUUUCCCGUUUCCCGGCAGCCGUUCGUCUGAACGUUUAUAUUUUUUAUCAACAACACACAAUAAUUGUCGUUCGAUACUAUGUAUUUAUUUAUAUUUUCACAGUAAUCGUUUUUUUUUUCCGCUUUAUCGAAUACUUCGGCGUUUCGUUAUUAUUUUUGUUGAACAACGUGCUCUGCCCCCGCCCCUCCUCGUGCCACCGGUGACGGACGAUUAAGAAAAUGGCAAGUGUUAUCGUUCCCGCUAACAAAGGAAAAAGUGUUACAAAUAAAUGCUAUAAUCCUAAAAUCAAUGCGAUGGCUCUUAAAAUGGAAAACCAUCAUCAAAAAACUGCUUUAGCCGCAGCAAAACAGCUAAUUCCUUCUCGAGCCAAUUUUUAUAUAAACAGAGCUGGUAAAGCAGUAAAUUUUAAAAAUGCACCGAUUUCAAAAAAGAAAAAUCAAGAAAAAUUACUUAAAGAUAGUGAAGAUGUACAAAGUAUUGAAGGUGUAUUUGAAUGGAAAGAAAUUGCAGGAUACUAUGUACCAUAUAUUAUUCGUGUAAUUAAUGGUGAAGAAUUGAAGUUUAUAUCUGUACGAAUGGCUGAAACUCAACUGCUCUGCAAUUACUUACAAUAUUUACAUGCAGAUAUUUACACAUAUGCAUCAGUGAAAAGUUACUUUAUCACUGAUUCAGAAGCAAAGCUAUUAAAUGAUAUUAACGAAAAACAUAGUGAUAGUAUCCAUGGAAAAGAUAAAUUCUAUGCGGGCAAAGAUUAUAUUGUUCGUUUAGAAGAUUUUCUCGAGUUUUAUACAUUUAUAAAAGAAUGUUACAAUAAAAUACUGGGCAAUAUUACUCCUGGUGGUAUAAAAAAAUGUGGUUUUAUUCGUAUCAAUUCUGAAUCUCUUGUACCAUACUGCCUUAAAGAUGACCGUAAAUAUCUUCCACUUUUCUAUUUUGAUGGUUUCAUAGAAAGCAUUAUGCAUUUAACUGUAAAACUUGAAGAUUUGAACUUGGCCUAUCUUCAGUUCUUAUAUAAUGUUCAGGGUGUCAAAACUGAGCUGCGUACUAAUGAUAUAUGCACAGUGAUUGCUUUCGAUGAUGUAAAGAAUAAAUUUACACAAGGCACACGUUUUGAAGAGUAUUGGCCUGCUAAAUUGGUUCAUACACAGCUACUGAUAAAUCAAAAUCCUAUUCGUAUUCAUCCACCAGGUGUCUGGAUCAGAACCCCCCCUGGGGUACCUGCCCCUGAAAGUACUAUUUCACAUUCAUUGACAGCUUCAGCACCAGUGGUGCCACAAAGUAUGCCAGUGGUAAUGAAUACCUUUAAAAAUGGAUGGCCACCAAAUCGAUUGGUUAAUUCAUAUACCACUCCAGCUUUGCCCCCACUAACAACAUGUGACUAUUCUAUUGCAUCCAGAAAUCAAAGUAUAGCUGCACAGUGCUAUGAUGUGAAACCACAGAUGUCUCAAGGCAAUAGUCAAAUGAAUGGUUGGAGUCAUGUUAUACCACCACUAUCUCUUAAUCGUGCAAACAAUACCGCACCAGCAAUUAGUAAUACUGUGUCAUAUUCCAACACUGUGCCUAUUAGCCAAUGUAUGACAAUCAUGUAUAAUCCAGUGCCCAGUAGCAGUGUGAUGUCACACUCAAAUCAAAUGCAACAAUUCUAUAUUCAACGUCCUAGUAACAAUAGUCAAGCCCAACAACAACAGGUACAACAGCAUCAACAGCAGCUGCAACAAAGACAACAUCAACCCCAACAGCUGCAACAAAUCAUUAUUACUCCUCAAGUUCAGCCAUAUAGUGGUCCAAGAUCUGUGAUGCACGGUCGUUUAACUAACACUCAACAGCGUAACGCUAUAAAAAAUGUUGCACCAGUUGUAAAUACCCGGGCUACUGAAAUCAUUGACUUAUCAUCUCCGCCGUCUAGUCCUACUCCCACACCUGUACAAUAUGCUCCUCUUAGCCCUAAUGUUGGAUUUAAAUUAAAAAGAAUACCUGAACAUACACCGGAACACUCAACAAAUAAUGCAGCAUACAUGAUCUAUAAGGCAUCAAUCAACCGAAGACUGAUCCACAGCAUAAACUUUGCACCUUAUAUAUAUGCAGAUUUGUUGGUGACCGUAGAAGACUUGAUUCAAACGCAGUUGUUUUCGUGCACUAUCUCAAGAUGCGCGUACAUCUUGUACAAAUACUUAAACAUAACGCUAUUUUGUGGAAAUUCUGAACAGCUGAACGUGUUGCGGGAGAGCGGACGUAUCGGGUCGACAUACUCGAAAGACACACCAAUGGUCUUCCUUAAAGAUAUCGUACACGUGAUGCCACAACUAAGAAAUUUGAUGUCUGAGCAAGAUCAACAAUACCAAUCUGUAGCUGGACCGUCCAAGAGACGUCGCGCCAGUUAGAAAUCGGCCGGGCACGGCGGAAGCCGACCCGACUGGCCGAAGCCGCCAACGGGUAGCAGCAGCAGCUGCAGCGGCGGUAGCGUGAUUUCCACCCCCGCCGCCACUAUUGGUUGGUACUCACCGACCGAAGCCGACAGCGACAAUUGGUUAGACGCCGGUGCUGGUCCCUAGCAAUCGCCGCACCCGCAUCAUCCACUUCUGCACCCGCCGGCGAAAUUUUAAAUCGUGUCACGGCGGCUCCUAGAUAUGCCGACAGCUGACUCCUCCACCACUUUCAUUUGACCCACCCAAUUUUACGAUAGCAGCGUGAUAACGUUCAUCUUGAUUGUAAAUAAUUUCCGCCGGGCAGAGUUUAGGAGUAUAUUUCAUAUUUUAAAUGUUUGUGUUAAUAUAAUUUGUGUUAUUGAAUAUAACUUGUGUUAUUUUGUACAAAAAAGUAAAUAAAUAUAUUAUUAUGUAUGUAUA
Molecule: messenger RNA, 4283 nt
Organism: Aphis gossypii (cotton aphid)
Lineage: Eukaryota; Metazoa; Arthropoda; Insecta; Hemiptera; Aphididae
Exons: 8
Coding region: 1656-3818 (720 amino acids)
Source: RefSeq, a predicted model, not a curated record